AUGAGUGUAUUCGCGAAGGAAUCACUGAAAUUAUUCGAUGAUUUAUUGUUCAAUAAUACAGUCCUAGAUGUAAAACCUAUAUUCCGUCCUCCGCUCUUGGAAUAUGAUUGUUUGCUGCAUUUAAAGUCACUCGUGGACUUCAAUCCUAUACAACGUUUCUUAAAAGAUUUAAGAGAUGGUUAUGGGGAUUACGCAUUGUUUUUCCAUGAUACUUAUGGUGGAACGGUGAUCGGAGUUCUGUUGAAACCUACUGUCCUCGAGCGUAAAGAUUUCAAAGUGUCGGAAGCCAAUUGUAGAAAACUCGAUGCUGAUGGUAAACUCAUCUUAAACAUUUCGACAAUGAUCGAGGAUUUUUACAUUCUGGGGAGAGGUAUUAUACGCACGAUUGAUAUUCCGAAUAAAAAAAAGUUUUCCUUGACAUCAGAGUCGAUUACAUAGGUAUGUUCAAAGCACGAGAAUCUCGAGAUU
Molecule: messenger RNA, 468 nt
Organism: Mycetomoellerius zeteki
Lineage: Eukaryota; Metazoa; Arthropoda; Insecta; Hymenoptera; Formicidae
Product: nucleolar protein 6-like
Exons: 3
Coding region: 1-438 (145 amino acids)
Biological process (GO): rRNA processing; tRNA export from nucleus
Cellular component (GO): small-subunit processome; UTP-C complex; CURI complex
Source: RefSeq, a predicted model, not a curated record